Molecule: messenger RNA, 348 nt
Organism: Aspergillus luchuensis
Lineage: Eukaryota; Fungi; Ascomycota; Eurotiomycetes; Eurotiales; Aspergillaceae
Exons: 2
Coding region: 1-348 (115 amino acids)
Source: RefSeq, a predicted model, not a curated record
AUGACGACACUGAAGUCUGAAGACUCCAACUCUCCAAGGAAAAUUUAUCUAGCCCACUACGGUCGCAUUUAUUUUCCGAGAAAGGCCGAGAGCUCACGGCUUUUCAUUUCCCAGUGUACCCGUGUGCAGAAAUGUUCUUCGAGCGUUGCGAUCCCUGUAUCGGCCAUUCUCUCGGUCGCAUGUGUCAAAACUGGCAGGUCAACGGUGUAUAGUAAGCUUAUCUCAUCGAGCACAAAGGCCGAUCGCGAUGAUAGAUCCAAUUUCUCGGAGCGGAACGUGGACUGCGAGCGUCGAGCUUCCAAGGGCACAAUUUCUUCCGGCCGAUUGCCGGCCGGGCUAGAGCCUUGA